UUAGUGCUCCUUGUUUUUUUAAAGGUACAGAACAGCAAGGAAUUUCGGGAUACAAAAUGGCUUCGAAUUUCCACUUUUGACGCCAGUUGGUGCUCUCAAGGAAGAAUAUUUCAUUUUACAUAACAUUUCUCGUGUAUUUUCACGCAUAAAAACGGAACGAUGUUUAAUUCAUGUUUGGCCCGUGUCAACUCCGGAGCUGCAGUUUAUAAGACUUUCAUCUGUUCCAACUUAAAGUGCUAUCGGGGACCGAGACACCAUCACCAGGUCGUUACAGUCGAUGCUUCUGGGUUAUACUUCCGGAGAACCACAAAUUUAAACCGGAGUUUCAGCCAGGUGCACAGGAAUACAUGUUUUGGGCAGUAUUCGUGCCACAGGCUGACUCCUCAUAGGACUCUCUUGAAACUUCAGGGCAAGGACACGAGAGCAUUUCUGCAAGGUCUCAUCACUAACGACGUGGAGAGUUUGACGGGGGAAGAGGGCAGAAAGGCGCUCUACACCCAUAUGCUGAACAUUCAAGGGAGAACUUUAUUUGAUAUUAUUUUGUAUAGUUUGGAGGGAAAGCAGGGGGAAGAGUCGAGCAGCCUAUUGCUGGAGUGUGACAGCACAGUAUCAGACUCUCUUCAGAAACAUUUAAAGGUCUAUAAGAUCCGUCGGAAGGUGAUCAUUGAGCCCUGCACGGACCUGUCUCUGUGGGCUGUCCUGCCUUCAGGGCAGCUGGGGGAGAGCGAAACUGCUGUCCCAAAAGUGUCUGGCUCUGACCAGAUACUGGUGUGGGAGCCUGACCCUCGAGCUGCAGCAAUGGGGUGGAGACUCAUUGUGAACAAGCAAGUCAACCCACUGGAGAUCCUACCAGCAAGCCAGCUCGGGGGCGCUGAAGCGUAUCAUAAGCACAGGUAUACAAUAGGGCUGCCUGAAGGUGUAAAGGACCUUCCUCCUGGGGGAGCCCUGCCUCUGGAGUCCAACCUGGCCUACAUGAACGGUAUCAGCUUUAUCAAGGGCUGCUACAUUGGGCAGGAACUGACUGCCAGAACCCACCACACUGGCGUGAUCCGGAAGCGCCUCAUGCCUGUACAGCUGACAGAGCCUGUCGCAGCCCCCGAGGGUGCUGCCAUCCUCACUGGAGGUGGGAAGUCUGCAGGGAAACUCCGUGCCAGCCUCGGAGUCCAAGGCCUGGCACUCAUCAGACUAGCUCAAGCCAACGAACCGCUUUUUGUUCAAAUGUCGGACAACACUCUUCUGCAGCUGAAGGCUUCAGUGCCUGACUGGUGGCCAAAAUAUGAUAAACAGUAGUGAUUUAUGACUUAAAAAAAUAAAUAAAUAAAAGUUAAUAUGGGUACUCGCACACAUUGUAUCUUUGGGAAAAGCUGUAAAAACCAAUUGGCAACAGGGAAGUUCAAGAGAAACACCACAUACUGUACAAUAAAUGCAUAUCCACUAAGCAUUUUCUAGAACUAUUUUUAAAAGUUGCAACACUGAUUACUGAUAGAAGCUAUAGCUGAAAUGUUUGUCUUUUUAUGGUAUGUAUAUUAUUUAUUCUGUUUUAUAUGUUCCUGUUUUGAGUGCUUAUUAUUUAAUUAGGCAUUGAGUCAGUGGCUGAGGUGGGAUUUGAACCAGGGACCUUCUGGUUACAAGCCCUUUUCUUUAACCACUGGACCACACAGCCUUAGUGUAACCAGAAGGUCCCCGGUUCAAAUCCCACCUCAGCCACUGAAUCAUUAUGUGACCCUGAGCAAGUCACUUAACCUCCUUGUGCUCCGUCUUUCGGGUGAGACGUAAUUGUAAGUGACUCUGCAGCUGAUGCAUAGUUCACACACCCUAGUCUCUGUAAGUCGCCUUGGAUAAAGGUGUCUGCUAAAUAAACAAAUAAUAAUAAUAAUAAGGGAAUGUAAUACUAAACAUUAUCUACCAGUAAUGGCAUAUCCCACAAAAGCACGAUACAUGCCCCGAGUAGGGUGUGUUUGCUGUAUUUCUUGUUAUAAAUAUUCAGUGUACAACUUGAUUUGCAGUGAAAUAUGUUUGUUUUAAAAAAAGAGGCAAGUACCUUUUUCAGAUGAAUAAUAUAUUAAUGCUUUACAGAUCACUAUACAAUUUAUCAACGUGCUUAUGAAAGUUUGUAUGUAUUGUUUUCAUUUGAGUGUUUGUAAAAAUGGGCUGGUUAAGUUCACAGUUUAAAAAUGCUUGCUUUUGAAUUGUAUUUGGUUUUGGUCUUUAUUGAAACAGAAAAGUAUUAAACCUCCUGUAUGUCAUUCAUUUGAUCAUAGUAAUGAAGGAAGUUAUGGAGUGCAUUUACUUUAUAAUAUGUUUUGCUUUGGAAUUAAUGGUGAAAUGCUUUUGGCUAUGCAAAAUCUAAUCUAAACUUUGCCAAAAUAAUAUUGCAUGAAUUAUUUAUUUAUUUUUACCCUUUUGGGGCGGUGUGAGCUCCAAAGCGGUUAUGGAUAACUAAGAAGCUGUGUUUUUUGUUUCUUGAAUCCCACUGAAGUUAAUACAGGCUCCCAUAUGUGAGAACAAUGGGUUACAAUCUGUUCUCUAAGGUAAAUGCAAAACUAUACAGCAUGACAUACAUGUGUACAUACACUCAGGGUUUAGGUGCCAAAGUUACUAUAAGCCUAUUCUGCUGGAAAGUUAAUAAAAAGCUGCAAAAUAAGUAUUUGGUGUAUUUG
Messenger RNA from Acipenser ruthenus (sterlet), 2660 nucleotides. Its product is annotated as putative transferase CAF17 homolog, mitochondrial. NCBI's taxonomy places the organism in Eukaryota, Metazoa, Chordata, Actinopteri, Acipenseriformes, Acipenseridae. Gene Ontology annotation, cellular component: mitochondrial matrix. The transcript is spliced from 3 exons. The coding region runs from base 160 to 1290 and encodes 376 amino acids. The record is from RefSeq and is a predicted model, not a curated record. Gene Ontology annotation, molecular function: protein binding.